AUGCGUCUUCUACUCUUGUUGUCCACUUUCUCCCUCGGGGGAUUGUCUACGGUCUCGGCACAAUGUCCUGAUUACUCGGAUUACUCCAUGGCCACCCACGAGCCCUUCUCGGCGGGGAAGUAUCAGCUCUCAUAUCAGAGGCCAAUAGCUGCAUGCCGGACAGCCAACGUUUCGGAUGUUGAGAAGGUCAUCCAGGAUAUGAAAGCGGUGGUGAAGGACCCGGAUCUCUUCCGAUUAUUUGAAAAUACCUUCCCGAACACACUGGACACCACGGUGAAAUGGAAAGGCUAUGCAGAAGAUGAUUCGACAGAAGAGCUUACCUUUGUCACGACCGGGGAUAUUGUGGCUAUGUGGCUUCGCGAUUCAGCCAACCAAUUGCGUAGCUAUAAGUCACUUCUUAAGGCAGAUGAUUCUCCCGAUUCGAUAGCAUCCCUCUAUCGCGGUGCGAUUAACUUACAGGCGCGAUACGUCAUCCGAAAUCCAUAUUGCAAUGCAUUCCAAGCACCAACCGAGUCGGGUUUACCACCAGAGAGCAAUGGUUAUGCAGACACUGACAAAGUGACGCCCCCUUAUAACACCAGCUUUGUUUUCGAAUGCAAGUACGAGCUUGAUUCGAUUUCAGCUUUCCUGCAAUUAUCAUACGACUAUUAUAAUAAAACCGAGGAUUCCGACUUCUUUGGCAAGUUCCGAUGGGUUGAAGCCGUCGAGACAAUUCUUAACGUGACGGAAGGUCUCCUUGUUGGAACAUACGGUGAUGACGGGUCUGUUAACGAGUCGCCGUAUACAUUUCAACGACAAAGCACCAGUGCAACGGAGACUCUUGCAAAUACCGGAGCCGGAAACCCCGUAAAAAGCGGUACCGGAUUGGUUCGCAGUGCAUUCCGCCCUUCGGAUGACUCAACCAUCUACCAACUGUUUAUUCCCGCAAACAUGCAAUUCUCGAGCUAUCUUGGAAAAUCCGCCGAGAUUAUGGAGGCGCACGAUCCCGAACUCGCAAAACGCAUGAGCGAUUUCGCAUGCAGCGUGCGAGAAGGGAUUGAAACACACGGUAAGGUGCAGCACGAGGUUUUGGGAGAGAUAUACGCAUAUGAGGUCGAUGGGUUUGGGUCGAGAAACCUGAUGGACGAUGCCAACGUCCCAAGUUUACUGAGCGCACCGCUUCUAGAUUAUCUAGAUGCAUCGGACGAGACGUAUCAGAGAACCCGUAAAUUUGCGCUUUCGACGUGGAACCCGUAUUAUAUGCACGGCCCCGUGCUGAAUGGUACCGGAGGUCCUCACGUGGGGCCUGGAAAAGCCUGGCCAAUGUCGAUCAUCACGUCACUCUUGACUUCCGACGACGAUGAUGAGAUCCUUACGGGACUGCAGGAGCUGGUGUCAUCUACCGACGGGUUGGGGUUGAUUCACGAAUCUGUAGAUACGUUCGAUGCGUCGGUAUGGACACGGGAGUGGUUUUCCUGGGCUAACGGCUUAUUUGGAGAAAUGCUGCUAGGACUGAAAGAUAGGAAACCUCAUUUACUCGAGGCGAGCUUCCAGUAG
Messenger RNA from Daldinia childiae, 1536 nucleotides. RefSeq lists its product as uncharacterized. NCBI's taxonomy places the organism in Eukaryota, Fungi, Ascomycota, Sordariomycetes, Xylariales, Hypoxylaceae. Gene Ontology annotation, biological process: carbohydrate metabolic process. The transcript is spliced from 3 exons. Bases 1 to 1536 code for a protein of 511 amino acids. The record is from RefSeq and is a predicted model, not a curated record.